GAGCUGACGGUGGAGGUUCGCGGCUCCAACGGGGCUUUCUACAAGGAUUCCCCCCCACCAUGACUGCCCUCAUCCUGAAAAUUUUUCAGCUGUAGUAUUCUCUGUCAUCAAAAAUUUAUCUUUAAGUUAGGGAUUUAUUAAAGAUGUUCAUGAAGACUCCCUCACAGUUGUUUUUGAGAACAACUGGCAGCCAGAACGCCAGGUUCCAUUUAAUGAAGUUAGAUUACCACCACCACCUGACAUAAAAAAAGAAAUUAGUGAAGGUGAUGAAGUAGAGGUAUAUUCAAGAGCAAAUGACCAAGAACCAUGUGGAUGGUGGUUGGCUAAAGUUCGAAUGAUGAAAGGAGAAUUUUAUGUCAUUGAAUAUGCUGCUUGUGAUGCCACUUACAAUGAAAUAGUCACAUUUGAACGACUUCGGCCUGUCAAUCAAAAUAAAACUGUCAAAAAAAAUACCUUCUUUAAAUGCACAGUGGAUGUUCCUGAGGAUUUGAGAGAGGCGUGUGCUAAUGAAAAUGCACAUAAAGAUUUUAAGAAAGCAGUAGGAGCAUGCAGAAUUUUUUACCAUCCAGAAACCACACAGCUAAUGAUACUGUCUGCCAGCGAAGCAACUGUGAAGAGAGUAAAUAUUUUAAGUGACAUGCAUUUGCGAAGUAUUCGUACAAAGUUGAUGCUUAUGUCCAGAAAUGAAGAGGCCACUAAGCAUUUAGAAUGCACAAAACAACUUGCAGCAGCUUUUCAUGAGGAAUUUGUUGUGAGAGAAGAUUUGAUGGGCCUGGCAAUAGGAACACAUGGUAGUAACAUACAGCAAGCUAGGAAGGUUCCUGGAGUUACAGCUAUUGAGCUAGAUGAAGAUACUGGAACAUUUAGAAUCUAUGGAGAGAGUGCCGAUGCUGUAAAAAAGGCUAGAGGUUUCUUGGAAUUUGUGGAGGAUUUUAUUCAGGUUCCUAGGAAUCUUGUUGGAAAAGUAAUUGGAAAAAAUGGCAAAGUUAUUCAGGAAAUAGUGGACAAAUCUGGUGUGGUUCGGGUGAGAAUUGAAGGAGACAAUGAAAAUAAACUACCUAGAGAAGAUGGUAUGGUUCCAUUUGUAUUUGUUGGCACUAAAGAAAGCAUCGGAAAUGUGCAAGUUCUUUUAGAGUAUCAUAUUGCUUAUCUAAAGGAAGUAGAACAGCUAAGAAUGGAACGCCUACAGAUUGAUGAACAGCUUCGACAGAUUGGUAUGGGUUUCAGACCUUCUUCCACCAGAGGGCCUGAAAAAGAAAAAGGAUAUGCCACUGAUGAAAGUACCGUCUCUUCUGUACAAGGUUCUAGGUCUUAUAGUGGAAGAGGCAGAGGUCGUCGGGGCCCUAAUUACACCUCCGGUUAUGGUACAAACUCUGAGCUGUCUAACCCCUCUGAAACAGAAUCUGAGCGUAAAGAUGAGCUGAGUGAUUGGUCAUUGGCAGGAGAAGAUGAUCGGGAGAGCCGACAUCAGCGUGACAGCAGGAGACGCCCAGGAGGAAGAGGGAGAAGUGUUUCAGGGGGUCGAGGUCGUGGUGGACCACGUGGUGGCAAAUCCUCCAUCAGUUCUGUGCUCAAAGAUCCAGACAGCAAUCCAUACAGCUUACUUGAUAAUACAGAAUCUGAUCAGACUGCAGACACUGAUGCCAGCGAAUCUCAUCACAGUACUAACCGUCGUAGGCGGUCUCGUAGACGAAGGACUGAUGAAGAUGCUGUUCUGAUGGAUGGGAUGACUGAAUCUGAUACAGCUUCAGUUAAUGAAAAUGGGCUAGAUGAUAGUGAAAAAAAACCCCAGCGACGCAAUCGUAGCCGCAGGCGUCGUUUCAGGGGUCAGGCAGAAGAUAGACAGCCAGUCACAGUUGCAGAUUAUAUUUCUAGAGCUGAGUCUCAGAGCAGACAAAGAAACCUCCCAAGGGAAACUUUGGCUAAAAACAAGAAAGAAAUGGCAAAAGAUGUGAUUGAAGAGCAUGGUCCUUCAGAAAAGGCAAUAAAUGGCCCAACUAGUGCUUCUGGCGAUGAAAUUUCUAAGCUACAGCGUACUCCAGGAGAAGAAAAGAUUAAUACCUUAAAAGAAGAAAACACUCAAGAAGCAGCAGUCCUGAAUGGUGUUUCAUAAACUGAAGAAGUUCCUAGUUUACAGUUCUUUUACAUUACAUUUUACAAUAGUGCUUGUACAAGCUUGCCAAAGAUAGAAUAUGGAUCGCCAGUCUUUACAUCGCACUUUCAGUUCCUCCAUUUGGAAUUCAGAAAGGGGAGGGAUCCUGAAGAAAUCAUAUGUUAAACAUACUUUGACACCUACUGUGUUAUAAAAUAUAUCAUCAGAUGUGCCUUGAGAAUAGUAUAUGUAACAUUAAAAAAAGUUGCUGGCUAUA
This is a messenger RNA of Ailuropoda melanoleuca (giant panda), 2369 nucleotides long. It is a transcript of the gene FXR1, whose product is annotated as FMR1 autosomal homolog 1. The coding region runs from base 335 to 2113 and encodes 592 amino acids. Lineage: Eukaryota; Metazoa; Chordata; Mammalia; Carnivora; Ursidae. Gene Ontology annotation, biological process: animal organ development; regulation of translation at presynapse, modulating synaptic transmission; positive regulation of long-term neuronal synaptic plasticity. The transcript is spliced from 18 exons. Gene Ontology annotation, molecular function: mRNA 3'-UTR binding; translation regulator activity. Gene Ontology annotation, cellular component: nucleus; cytoplasmic stress granule; neuron projection. The record is from RefSeq and is a predicted model, not a curated record.